Messenger RNA from Umbelopsis ramanniana AG, 1161 nucleotides. RefSeq lists its product as uncharacterized. NCBI's taxonomy places the organism in Eukaryota, Fungi, Mucoromycota, Umbelopsidomycetes, Umbelopsidales, Umbelopsidaceae. Gene Ontology annotation, cellular component: nucleus. Gene Ontology annotation, molecular function: RNA polymerase II transcription regulatory region sequence-specific DNA binding; DNA-binding transcription activator activity, RNA polymerase II-specific. The record is from RefSeq and is a predicted model, not a curated record. Bases 113 to 943 code for a protein of 276 amino acids. The transcript is spliced from 2 exons. Gene Ontology annotation, biological process: regulation of transcription by RNA polymerase II.
CCGGAAGAGCUGAGUUAAAAAUACGUUAGCAAAGUUUUUUCUACUGUUUUCACACUGACGUUUACGUCGCCGUUUCUUCUGCAUCUCACAUUGAAUUAGCCAUCCGUUGACCAUGUCUUACGACCAAUAUUCUUAUAUUUCAUCACUCAACACUCUCACCAACGAUAACUCACCAGAGUUAUCCGGUCCUACUGAGCAGGAACUCGCUGACGAGUUAGCUCUUUGGUCCACUGCACAAUUCACUUUUGAUGUAGAGCCAGGUGUUGGCAUUUAUGACGACAAGCCUUUGGAGUAUGAACAAUCACUAGAGUCAAAGUCCUUGACAGAUUUACCCGCCCAAUCCAAAGCCAAUCUAGACCCUGUCACCUACCAAGGUCUUGCCAAUUACCUUGACUAUGAACUUCCACAACAGCGUUUGGCUCAACCCGCCCCUAUACAACCCAUGUUGCAACCUCGGCCACUCAGCACUGCCAAGCCUGCUAUGCCUAUCCUUGCACCACGACCAUCACCUGCUGAUGCUUCAACUUCCUUCAAUUCCACCAACUUUUCUGCCAACUUCGGCGUGCCCAUGAUUUAUCCAAAGCCAUCAUCACCUGAAGAUAAACCUUCAGUGAGCUUGAAAAGAAAGGCCACGGACACUGGUAAAGUUGUGGAAAAAGACAUCGCAACUGAUCCUAAUCUAGACUCCAAGUCUGCUAGCGAAGAAGACAAGCGACGCCGUAAUACCGCUGCAUCAGCACGUUUCCGUGUCAAGAAGAAGCAGCGUGAGCAAGCUUUGGAACAAACUGCCAAGGAAAUGACUGAUAAGGCUGAUCGAUUGGAAGGUCGAGUUAAGGAACUCGAGCUGGAGAUUAAAUGGCUUCGAUCAAUUUUGAUCGAAAAAGAGUCUCGAACCUCAGAUGCAUCAGAUGCUCCUGCAAAGCAAGAUGUCAAGGCAGAAUAAAUAGAGAUUGACUCUCUAUCCUCAUUGUAACUUUUUCUCCUUCUACCCCCAACCCAAUUCUCAUAAAAACUUGCCACCUUCUCUCCACCUCUCUUCUUUGUAACUUUAUUACUUUCUCGUUUUUUAAAAUUCCAUAAACAUCAUAACAACAAUAUAUAAAACGAAAACCCCUUUAGCAAUAACAACUUGGUAUCAUGCCACCCUACCAAGAUGAUAUA